AUUAGCUGCACAACUUCCUGUGAGCUAUUUGAGCAGAGCUUGAUAUGAGAUGGUUUGACACCACAUCACAAGUCUUUGUGUGAGCCAGAAGCAGUUACCCUAUGAGCACACAAUGAUGUAGAUCACUGCGGUAAUUCAUCAUGGAACAGAACACAUCUUUGGCCAUCAUCUCUGAGAGUCAUCUCCCUCCAGUAUUCAAAACAGUCAGCCUGGUGUUCUACAGCAUCAUAUUCUCUGUAGGCUUGGUGGUCAAUCUCACGGCCCUCUGGGUCUUUGCUCUGACUACAAAAAGAAGGAGUUCUGUCACCAUCUACAUGAUCAAUGUGGCUGUGGUGGACCUCAUCUUCAUUCUCCUGCUUCCCUUCAGAAUGGCCUACUACAGUGAGGACUAUUGGCCGUUUGGUGAUAUGUUCUGCAGAAUCAAUGCAGCACUAACCAUACUCUAUCCAUGUCUGGCUCUCUGGCUCUUUGCCCUCAUUAGUGCUGACCGCUAUGUAGCCAUAGUUCAGCCACGGUAUAGCAAAGAGCUAAAGAAUGUACACAAGGCCUUGCUGUCAUGUGUGGGAAUCUGGGUCAUGACCCUUGGUGGGGCAGCGUCACUUCUUUUCCUGGAGGAAGAUCCAGAUCAAUUCUCCAACCACACCACCUGCCUGAAGAUGCAUGACAUUGUCUACCUGCGCCGUGACAACCCUGUCCACUUUGCUCGUCUGGCUUUCUUCUUCUUAGUGCCCAUACUUAUUAUGGUGGGCUGUUAUAUCAUCAUUGUGGACAACCUGAUUCAUGGACGCACGUCCAAGCUCAAGCCCAAUGUGAAGCAGAAAUCCAUCCGUAUCAUCAUCACAUUGAUCAUGCAGGUGCUGGUGUGUUUCGUUCCCUUCCAUGUCUGCUUUGUGCUCCUGCUUUUUGAGAACAGCGGCCCGGACUACAGCACCUGGGGCGCUUUCACAACCUUCCUGAUGAACAUGAGUACAGUGUUGGACAUUAUACUAUACUACAUAGUGUCUAAGCAGUUUCAGGACCGAGUGAUUAGUGUGAUCCUCUACAGGAACUAUCUGAGAAGUGUGCGAAGAAAGAGUCGCCACACAGGAAGUGUGCGCUCUCUCAGUAACCUUACCAGUGCCAUGAUCUGAUGAAUCUGACAUGGUUUGAACACACGAAAGAAAUCUAUUUUUAUAUAUAAAAUGAUUGCAGACUAGUCUCUAAAAAGAGGAACAUAGUGAAGCUUGGACACUUUCACUUUCUUUUGUUGCCUUAGUUUAGUACUUUUCUUAACGAAAGCUCUUUCUAUGGUGUGCAUGUUGGGCUCUGCAAAUGUUGCUUUUGGUUUACUCAUGAAAGUAAAGCAAAGGUGAACCAGGACAAAUAUGAAUUAUCUCUCCUAGACCAUUGCUUGAAAGAAUCAAGGAAAUCUUUAUACUCCCAAAAUGCAUAAUGUAUAAAAUACACAAUCUAUGUGAUGCAAAAUGUUUGUGUAAAAUUUCUUUGUAAAUUGUAAAAUGUUAAAUUGUACGUUGUCUUUACAUUAUUAUAAUCUCCUGCUGAGAAGUUAAUAGAGUGAUUCAGACUGUUUUGUUUAAAAAAAAGAUGGCAUCAUUCUACAGGGGUGGACAAAUUGCUAGCCCAGGUGCCUGGGAUAAACAGAUUAUAUACCUGGGCUAUUGGUUUUUCAUUCACAGAUGCUCAAUGGACAAGCAGGUCCAGUAGGCUGUUGAUAUUAUAAUAAUCAUCAGCGUUUUUCUUUACUUAUCAACAUUUGGAAAAUGGAAGACAAACUUCCUACUGACUUUUGCAAAAGAAGAUCUUUGUUCAUAAACCACCCCAAUUGCUUCGUUUUCUUGGUGGUGAAAAGCAGCUUGAUACUGUUGCACUGCUAAUCUUUUACAAAUGCUGCUACCUGCUGCACUACGUAAACGAGCCAAGACGUGGUCUAGCUGUUGGAACUAUUCUUACAGGGCAUCUUAAUUAGCUUGAAUGGAUGCUAGACAAUCUUCCAAGAAUCAGGAAUAAAAUAGGAUGUGUAAACAGUGACUAAAUACAGUACUGUAACUCUAAUGCUAGCACGACUUGCAGUCACCUCACUUUUAAACACUUCAUUAAGGGAAAAUGAAGAUGCUAGUCAGAGUCAGACACCAUCUUUACAGGUGAUGAGGGAACACAAAUCAGUCAAAUCAUUAGCCAAGGAUUUUCUGCCAUUUCUGGAGUUCAUCAAGGGUGCAAAUAGACAUUAUCAGUAUAUGACAAAGAGUAUAGUUACAUAAGGUCACCCAUCCCAUGUAUUCAGUAUUUGUUUAUUUUCCCUAGUCUGUAUUAAUGUACAUAAUUAGCUUGUCAAACUUUAUUAGUUGCAAUAGUUGCCACUUUUUUUUUAGCCUGGUCUGGGUAAGCACAUUGGCUAAUUAAUGAAUUUAUGGUUUGUCCACCCCUGGUUCUAGAAAUGUAUCUUACCAUGAUGGAACUCUCCGCACUGAGUGCCCAGUAUGUUUAUAGCUUCUAUAAGCUACCUCACAUAAAAGUAUUGCACAAAAUGUUUACAAAUAUAUUGACUGUUUUCAAAUAGUGCCAUGAUAAGGUAACAACUUACAACAUAUUUCUUUAAUUUAGUACUCGCAUUGUGGACCAUGAUUUCUGUAUUGUUGUUAUAACCUAUAGCUAGUUCUAGCCAAAGCAGCUAAGUCUUUAUUUCUUUAUUUUAUUUCAUUUCAUUAUUUCAUCUUUUUCAUUUAUAUAUGUAUGUGUGUGUGUGUGUGUGUGUGUAUAUAUAUAUAUAUAAUCAAGGAGGUUGACUCCAUUAGUUUUCACUGGGAAAUACUGAGAUGAUAAUUACCUUCAACCUUACCAUCAGGGUCUGGAAUAAGUGCAGGGUCUGGAAUAAGUGCAGGGUCUGGAAUAAGUGCAGGGUCUGGAAUAAGUGCAGGGUCUGGAAUAAGUUGGCUCCUACCACAAACAUUGUAAAGAAACAGCAGGAACACAAAAGUCAAUUGCUAUACAUUUGAUCAUUUUUCUUAAAAAUAUUACACAUUGUCUUUUAUUAUGAAAAUUAUGCUGAUGUAAAAAAAUGAUGAAAUUCCUCUUUAAAAUCAAACAUUCAAAAUAAAUUUUUGUAACAUCUUUUAUAAUCUGUAAUUUUACAUUCUUAUCAUUGCAACCAUGAAUAUGCAACUGCAAAUAAAUUUAGACUGCUUUUUUAUACUAUAUUUACAUUUGAUUUAAGAAAAAAAGUAAAAGAAAUAAACUGUAACA
Molecule: messenger RNA, 3240 nt
Organism: Pangasianodon hypophthalmus (striped catfish)
Lineage: Eukaryota; Metazoa; Chordata; Actinopteri; Siluriformes; Pangasiidae
Gene: gpr18
Product: G protein-coupled receptor 18
Exons: 2
Coding region: 141-1130 (329 amino acids)
Biological process (GO): phospholipase C-activating G protein-coupled receptor signaling pathway; positive regulation of Rho protein signal transduction
Cellular component (GO): membrane
Molecular function (GO): G protein-coupled receptor activity
Source: RefSeq, a predicted model, not a curated record